AUGGCGACGUCCGUCAGGAGGACGCUGGUGGCCCUUCACAGAGGGGCAUGUCACCGUCUGAAGAAUGCAGAAACCUCUCUGGAACAUCCCCUCCCACUUUAUUUGCCCGCCCGGACCAAGAAGAGGUACUUCAUCCCUCCGGCGGCGGGAUUGAAGGGGAAAAGGGAGCAGAACCCAGAGACCAAGGCGAGAGCGGCAGGCAUCGUCUUCAGACAGCAGUACCUCGAGCGGCCCAUUAACAUCGCCUGCACAGCUGGAGUCUUCGACCCGUACAUCCCUCCGGAAGGUGACGCCCGUCUUUCUGCUCUGUCCAAAGAAGGCCUGAAGCAGCGAACUGAGCAGAUCCGACAGAGCGCCGCCUCACAGCUAGCGAUUCGUAAAAUCAAAGAGCAUGAUUCGCAGUUCUCCACGAAGGGCUUUGCAGAGAGAGCUCAAGAAAUCUUUAUUGAGGCUCACGGUGCUCUGACACAGUUCAACAAGGAGAAGCUCCACUCUCUAGUUACAGAAAGGUGCUAUCCUGAAAUGACCAGGGGAAACCGCUACAAGACCAUCCGCUGGACGUUUGUGGAGUCCCUGGAAGUGCCCAGAGUGGUCCACGCCCGCUGCCCAGACAUGGUGACCAAAGGCAACUUGUACGGGCAGGUGACGGUCCGCAUGCACUCCAAGCAGACUCUGGCCAUCUAUGACCGCUUCGGGCGGCUGAUGCUGGGCAGCGAGGAGCAGCCGAAGGAUGUCCUGGAGUACCUGGUCCUCGAGCGGCACCUCAUCAACCCCUACGGCAUGUGGAGGCUACACGGGAAGAUUGUGCCAUCCUGGGCCCCCGCAAAGGACCCGAUCGUAAAGACCCUGUGCAUUCCUGGUCCGGAGCUGAAGCCGUGGCAGGAAUUUGACCCCCUCAGCCACGAAAUUCCCAAACCGGCCGCAGUGCAGUGGUAUAAAUAG
Messenger RNA from Menidia menidia (Atlantic silverside), 942 nucleotides. The record is from the annotation of a GenBank genome assembly. Lineage: Eukaryota; Metazoa; Chordata; Actinopteri; Atheriniformes; Atherinopsidae.